AGGGUCUUGAAAUUGUUGUUGUCGCUGUGUUUAUUAAAGCAAUAGCUGUCCUUUAAAAUCGUUUGUUUGUAUAAAAAUGCUUCAUGCCAUGAAGUGCCGGGGCAUGCUUGCUGUGCGAUCCGCCGCACGCAAGCUUUCCACAAAAUCACCCGGUCCCAUGGAAGCUGACGCUGGUCCGUUGGCGACGCGUACACACCACGCCAUGACAACGUCGUUAGCAUUUUUGACGCCCAUAUACUUUCUUGUUCCUGAUUCUAUGACGGAAGGCCUUUUCAAUAAGGCCUUUGGCGUCUUUCUUGCGGGAAAUAUUUCUGCCCACAGUUGGAUCGGUCUUAACUACGUUGCGACGGACUAUGUUCCUAAGGUGUCGCGCGCCCUCCAGGGACCGGCUCGGAUUGUCAAUGCUGGCAUGGCAAUCAUCACAUUCGUCGGGCUUGCACGAAUUGCCACCAGCAGCCCUGGUGGUAUCAAAGGCGCUGUUAAGGGGCUAUGGAAUCCGGAUGAAAAGAUGAAGAUGGAAUCAACUGGAAAGUUCAAAUACUAAACGUUCGGUGAAGUAGUGGAAAUCGAAAGUGGAUUUCUACCGUGCUGGUGACUCUGCAAUGGCAUGGCUUUGUUUUACUGUUAGUCUAAGAUUUUAUGAUAUUCCCAUUUCAAGCCAACGCUUUGGGACGUAAUCACACGCACCAAUUGGCUUGUUUUGUGGCAUAAAAAUAGUAGCUCAAUUUUCGAUUC
Phaeodactylum tricornutum CCAP 1055/1 is the source of this 735-nucleotide messenger RNA. RefSeq lists its product with no specific name. Gene Ontology annotation, molecular function: ubiquinone binding; heme binding. Gene Ontology annotation, biological process: mitochondrial electron transport, succinate to ubiquinone; tricarboxylic acid cycle. Gene Ontology annotation, cellular component: mitochondrial envelope; membrane. Bases 77 to 544 code for a protein of 155 amino acids. The transcript has a single exon. Lineage: Eukaryota; Bacillariophyta; Bacillariophyceae; Surirellales; Neidiaceae. The record is from RefSeq and is a predicted model, not a curated record.